CUCAUCCGAGAUGGCGGGUCUCAAUGGCGCAUCGCUGACGCCCAACGGCGCUGCGGGCGGCGUCAAUGGCACUCGCCGGCCUUCAAUGUCAUCGCACAUGAAGGCCAUGGCCCUGACCGAGUACAGCGCCAAUCCAACACCGCCGUCCGGAAGGGAAGAAGACGCCGCAUCGUAUGUCCCGGAGGAAUACCGCCUUGCAGAUGGCUAUCCCGAUUAUCUGCGCAUGAUUGCCAGCGCAACCUCACGAGUCUACGAGGCCUGCAAGACGACGCCUCUCACCCCGGCCGUCAACUUGAGCAACCGACUCGAGUGCAAUGUGCUGCUGAAGCGCGAGGACCUGCAGCCCGUCUUCAGCUUCAAGCUACGUGGCGCAUACAACAAGAUGGCGCAUCUCGACCCUGCCAAAAGCUGGAAGGGCGUUGUCUGCUGCUCCGCCGGCAACCAUGCCCAGGGAGUGGCAUACUCUGCCAGGAAACUCAAGAUCCCCGCCACCAUUGUCAUGCCAGAGGGCACACCCAGCAUCAAGCACUUGAAUGUUGCGCGUCUAGGCGGCCAUGUCGUUUUGCAUGGCGCGGACUUUGACGCCGCCAAGGAAGAGUGUGCCCGCCGCGCAAAGCAGAAUGGCCUCAUCAACAUCCCGCCCUUUGACGACCCAUACGUGAUUGCUGGACAGGGAACCAUUGGCAAUGAAAUGUUUGCGCAGGUCAACAUGGCCAAUGUUGAAGCCAUCUUUUGCGGCGUUGGAGGCGGAGGGCUCAUUGCCGGUAUCGGCUUGUUUGUCAAGCGGAUGGCACCCCAUGUGAAGAUCAUUGGCGUUGAAGCAUCUGAUGCGAAUGCCAUGGCGCAAUCUUUGAAACUGGGGAGGAGAGUCACGCUCUCCGAAGUUGGUUUGUUUGCGGAUGGUGCAGCCGUCAAGGUCCCAGGAGAGGAAACUUUCCGCAUUUGCCGCGAGGUUGUCGACGAUGUCAUCGAGGUCACCACCGACGAGAUCUGCGCCGCCAUCAAGGACAUGUACGACGAUACCCGAUCCGGCCUGGAGCCGGCGGGCGCCUUGUCCAUCGCUGGCCUAAAGAAAUACGUUGCCCAGAAGCCAUCUCAAAAUGCCAAGAGGACGCUCAUCGCGGUGACCUCCGGCGCCAACAUGAACUUUGAUCGGAUGAGAUUUGUCGCCGAGCGCGCUGCGCUAGGUGAGGGCAAGGAAGUUCUGAUGGCCGCUACCAUCCCGGAACGGCCCGGAGCUUUCGCCAAGCUUGUCGACACCAUCAUGCCUCGGCCUGUCACCGAGUUUUCCUACCGUUACUCCCCUGGCGAGGUUGCCAAGGUGCUUAUAGGCCUUUCCAUAACAGUCCCGGCCGCCCAAAGGGCCGAAGAGGUGCGGACGCUCAUGGAGCGCAUCCGAGAGGAGGGUAUGGAGGUAACGGAUCUAUCCAACGACGAGCUCGCCAAGAGCCAUGUGCGCUAUCUCAUCGGCGGGCGAACGGGCGUCACAAACGAAAGACUCUUCAUGUUCAACUUCCCCGAGCGGCCGGGAGCGCUGGAAAAGUUCCUGACGACUUUGAGACCAAAGUUCAACAUCAGCCUUUUCCAGUAUCGCACGUAUGGCGGCGAUGUUGCCAAGGUGUUAGCAGGGAUCCAAUGCCCGCCGGAAGAGAACGCCGAUUUGGAACAGUUCCUUGAAGAUCUUGGCUACCCGUCAGAGGAGUGUACAGACUCGGAAGUUUUCAAGAUGUUCCUCAAGAGCACUGACCAAUAAGGGCAUGAAAUAGGAGAAACAAAAGCGUUUGGAUUACGGAACCAUAUCCGCGGCGUUGGGUAAAGUGAUUUGAUCAAGGGAACUCUGGUCUCAAUUUUUGGGCCUACGUUUUGGCCGUGGGCAAGUGUUCAAAGCUCCCAAUUGGGAAGCUGCAAAAUAGAUAUGAAGCCAUGUUUUGCAUGUGAAGCCGAAGGAGGCGAUGCGGUACGAGUGCCGAGGGGUGUCAAAGAAGACGGGAAAAGAAAACAUGGUUCGGAAAUCUCCGAGGCUGUGGAUGAGUGGGACAUGCCUGUUUUGAUGACGAUUGGCUGAUGGACUGGAUUUGGCAAUGCAUUUGUUUGCGAAACACAUGCUACCUGCCUUUUGCAGUGUUUCAAGACCACUUCCCGCGAAGCAGUACCGGUGUCAUUUAGCUGCGUGUUGGAGCAUGCCUCGGUAGAGUUGCGAGGAUCAGGUAGAUGUUUAUUCAUCACUGCGGCUGAAUACCGAUAAUAUGAUUAUGAUUC
Messenger RNA from Trichoderma atroviride IMI 206040, 2259 nucleotides. RefSeq lists its product as uncharacterized. Lineage: Eukaryota; Fungi; Ascomycota; Sordariomycetes; Hypocreales; Hypocreaceae. Gene Ontology annotation, molecular function: L-serine ammonia-lyase activity; threonine deaminase activity; pyridoxal phosphate binding. The record is from RefSeq and is a predicted model, not a curated record. Gene Ontology annotation, biological process: L-threonine catabolic process; L-serine catabolic process.